Ambispora gerdemannii is the source of this 1437-nucleotide messenger RNA. The record is from the annotation of a GenBank genome assembly. Lineage: Eukaryota; Fungi; Glomeromycota; Glomeromycetes; Archaeosporales; Ambisporaceae.
AUGUCAUCAAAUCGUUCAAUUCCAUUUCUCAAGAAUGUAGGGAGAAUUGAUUCUUUUACAGUGUCGAAAGCUCGUGUCUCAUCAAAGAUCACUGGUGAUAAUUUGUCUGGAGUUCAAAAACUCGCCGCAAAUUUCGCUGAAUUAAGACAGCAGCCUUUGAAAGAUGAUAAAUUGCGACAAACCAACGACAAUCUCAAAGAUGAUGAAUGUAAUGCCAUCCCGCUAGUUUUAGUCGAAGGAUUUAUGGGACCAGCUCGUCCAAAGUUAUAUUGGGGACCAUUGGAAGAUAUUUUGUAUGAAAAUCAAAUAAAUUCAAAUAAUAAUGAUCGUGUUCGUCGUCGACGUAAAUGCAUAUUUGUGUCCCCUGGACCUGGAAAUUCUUUGCACGAUCGAGCAGUCGAAGUAUUUUAUCAAUUGAAAGGAGGAAAAGAAGAACAUUCUAAAAAAUUCGGUCAUGCUCGCUAUGGGCGAGAAUUUAAAGGUUUAUAUCCCGAAUGGAGUGUAAACAAACCAUUACAUUUCUUGGGUCAUUCUAUGGGUGGUUUGACUAUAUGGAAAAUACAACAAUUGCUAAAUAGUAACUUUUUCCCAGCUCAACAUAAUCCACACCCAGACAUGAUACUUUCUCUAACUACCCUCUCGACUCCAUUCAAAGGAUCACCAGCACUGUACAAUCUCGGACAGCAACCAGACACAACCGGUCUAGUUGUACCUUAUUCGUUCGGCUAUUGGCUUGCUAUGUUUGUACAGGCGUACGAUUAUGUGGAUAUCAAAUGGUUAAAGAAAAACGUAUUUGAUUUCCAACUUGACCAUUGGAAAUAUUUAUCCACAACCAACAGUAGCAAUGAAAAAGGAUUUAGUCUUUUAAAAGGCUCUUCUAUGUUCAAGGGUAGAGAUCAUGGUCCGUAUGAUUUAUCAGUGCAUGGAAUGAAGGAGUUGAAUGCGAAAAGUCGUACUUUUCCAAAUACUUUUUAUCGAACGUAUGUUGCCUCGAUGACUUCUCUAGAUGAAAAAACAGGAUUCCAUAAACCGAAAUUUACCAUGAUACUACCAUUAUAUUAUCUAUCAAAAUUAAUUGGAUCCUUCAGAUUUCCCGAAGAUGCAAUCGAUAUACCCAUAAAAAACGAUGAACUUUCACAAUGGUUUGAGAAUGACGGAUUGUGUCCUGUUAUUUCACAAUACCACCCGGAGCGAUGCUCACCAACAUAUUGUACACAUCAUCAAGGAUUGCCCGAAGUCAAUAACAACGCCAACAUAAGUCAGUUUUGUCGCCCAGGGGUUUGGGAUGUUUGGAUGAUACCGGGUACAACAACACAUCUCGGUGUAGUUCCAGUCUUGAAACUGACGAAGAAACAAGAACAAUUUUUUAUGGGUGUGAAAGAAUAUUUAAAUGUGUUGGAUGAAAUGUAUUUGAAGUCUUUGGAAUUCGACAUAUAA